CAACCCAAGUAAUAAACAUAGAAUCAUAGAUGAGAGACAACAAAGUUCAUGUAGAAGAAAGAUGAGCUAGUUCCUCCAUAGAUGAUGAAGCUGCUGCUAGCGUUUGCUGGGGAGUGAGGAUGUUGUCUUCAAAAUCUUCAAUGGGUUGGGGCUUAGGGCAGCUCAACAGAGGAUUUGGGGUGGGAUGAUCUCCAAUUAGAAGAAACCCUAACUCAGUGCAUUGGCAGUGACAGAUUCAAAGAAGGGGAAACGAUUCUUCGAUUAGCAUUUUUAUGAUGUUAUACUUGCUGUUAGGAGAAAGUAAUGGACCGAAUAUCUGUUCUGCCAAAAACUAUACUUCAUGACAUCCUCGGAAGGUUGCCAGACAAAGAUGCUGCUAAGACUAGUGUUUUGUCAAAGUCGUGGAGUGAAACAUGGUUUUCAUUUCCCGUCGUGGCUGCUUGGAGCAAGGAUUUUUUUAAUUUGCCUGAAUUACCAUUAUCUCCAGAAGAUCCUCUUUGGCUUAGCAAAUUAGAUAUAUUCAUUGAGUAUGUGAGUAAAAGAUUGAGGAGGCUCCAUGACCAAGGCUUAGCGGUCAAAGAACUUAAGCUCUGUAUGGAAGAUACAUGUGCUAGUAUGCUUGUGUCCCAGUCCCACCAUAUUGAUAAAUGGAUACAGAUGGCAAGUGAAAGUGGUGUCGAAGUACUACAGCUUUACCUUACUCGUAGCAAUGACAAAUUAUAUAACCUUCCACUUUGUCUUGCUGAAGCCAAGUCACUCACUAAGUUGGUGUUGAAUGGGGGAAUCAGACUUGACCCAGCAUUCUUAAACCAUUCACUCAAGUUUUUCUCAGUGAGAACAUUGUUUUUUUGUGGUAUACUUGUUGGAGAUGAAAGGGUUAUGGAGCAUUUCAUUUCACAUUGUCCUCUGGUUGAAAAUUUAACUCUUAUUUUUUGUCUUCUAUAUAAACCUUCAAGUGUAGGAGAUCCACCCGGUUCUAGGGCCGACUAUGUGAAAUCGUUAAGCUUGCAUGGUCUACAAAAGCUGAAGCAAGUUGAAGUUCAAGGAAUAGGAGAGGUAUAUAUUGAUGCUCAGAAUAUUGAGAAGUUAUUCUACAAUGGUGCUAUUGUGGAUACAUCUUUCAAGCUGAAUUUAGGUAGUUACAAAAAUUUGAGAUGGUUGAGCUUAUGGUUUGUGAAGAGAGCAGACAUGUGGUUACUUGAACAAUUGCCCAAGAUCCCUUUCCUUGAGAGUUUGAUAUUGAACCAUUGUUCUUUGUGUGAGAGGACUAAUAUUUCAGGUCCUCAACUCAAGUUCUUGAAGUUAACAAAUUGCUCUAACUUGAAAGAGAUCAAUAUUGAUGCUCCAAAUUUAUUAUCAUGCGAGUAUAGUGGAAAGGACGAACCUGUUAUAUCUUUUCGCGAAAUUUCUAAUCAACUGGAAGUCAAUGCUCAUAUACUCAUGACUCGUCAGCAUGUUGAUAGAUUGAGGCAAUUUAUCCAAAACAUUGAACCCCAAGAGGUUUUGACGUCUCUGUCCCUUUUUAUCUUCCAUCCAUAUUCAAUUAUAGAAAGCCUAGGUACAUUGCCAGGUUCAUCAUCUCCACCAAGUAUUAAACACAUGCAAUUAUGUUCUGUUUCGCAUAGGCAAACUCAGUAUUUUCCCGUUUUGAGUUGGUUGCUUUCAAGUUGCUUCCCGGAAACUAUUUCAUUCAGCUUGGAUUGCAAUUUUAAUACGAGGGCAUUCAUGGUGUAUUUCUAUGAGAUGCUGAUGUGCAGCAAGAAGGGCGAGUGCCAUUGCUAUUCAAGGGGUCCUGAGUGUUGGUGGCAUGGCUUGAAAGUUGUCAAGAUCACACAUUUAGAAUGGACUUACGCAAAUAUUGAAGAUCUCAAGGCCAUGUUAAAUGCAUUGCCCCUAUCUGAUAAUUCCGAGGAAGAAUUUAUCACUUUUACCUUAGAGUUGUAAUCUUGCUAUUAUUAGAUGAUAGACAUUCCUCGUUUGAAUUAAAACUUAGGUGUUGCUGCUUUGUAUGAUGUGCCUAUGCUUUUAUUUUAGUGCUUAUGUGUAUACGAAGCUGAAUGUCUUUGCUCAAGUUAAGUGAUGUGAUCUAUGAGUGGCUAAGUGUGGAUGUUUUUUCUUAGAAUUUUUUAAAGUCUGCAAUUAUUAUU
This is a messenger RNA of Arachis ipaensis, 2147 nucleotides long. RefSeq names its product FBD-associated F-box protein At3g52670. The record is from RefSeq and is a predicted model, not a curated record. NCBI's taxonomy places the organism in Eukaryota, Viridiplantae, Streptophyta, Magnoliopsida, Fabales, Fabaceae. Gene Ontology annotation, molecular function: protein binding.